Molecule: messenger RNA, 1674 nt
Organism: Paraphaeosphaeria sporulosa
Lineage: Eukaryota; Fungi; Ascomycota; Dothideomycetes; Pleosporales; Didymosphaeriaceae
Product: mannitol 1-phosphate dehydrogenase
Exons: 3
Coding region: 306-1604 (432 amino acids)
Biological process (GO): secondary metabolite biosynthetic process
Molecular function (GO): FAD binding
Source: RefSeq, a predicted model, not a curated record
AGCAGCGCUCAAGGGCAUCCGAACCGCUUCUUCGCCUCCAAUGAAGCACAUCAUAAUGGGGAUGCAUGUUUGAAGCCCAAUGCAAAAGUAGCUUCAGGUGUGCCUUGCGGCUCGCAUCAGCAACGUACUGGGGCCAGUAGUUCCCCGCGACUGUUCGGCAGCUACUGCAUGGUGACGAUCCGCCCGAGAGCCCGCCGCAUCCCGCUUCAUCUACCGGCCAUCGGAUGUGGGAUGUUUACAUGCCACCAUGGCACUCGACACCCUCUUUCAUGCGUCUUCUGAGCGUUUGAGUACUCCACUGCACGAUGUCUUCCAAGCCGUUCAAUGUCGCCAUUGUUGGCGGCGGCAUCUCCGGGCUUACCCUCGCAAUUGGCCUCCUCCAACACAACGUACCCAUCACCAUCUAUGAAGCUGCUGCCCACUUCGGCGAAAUCGGCGCAGGUGUCGCCUUGGGUCCCAACGCCGUCCUCGCGAUGAAGAAGAUCUCCCCCGCCAUCACUGCCGCCUUCGAGAAGUGCAGCACCGCCAACAUGGCGCCUGCUAAAGCGAACAGCUGGUUCACCAUCCGCGUCGGCGACGAACGCAGAGCCGACGCCAGCGGCUUCGUCAGACCAGGGAAGAGAGUCGGCGAUGCGCUGUACGACGUCGAGUUGAAUACGGACCGGGGCAGCGGCGGCGUCUACCGCGCGCACUUUCUCGACGAGCUGGUCAAGGUUGUUCCCGAUGGUGUCGCCAAGUUUGGCAAGAAGCUCAAGGAUAUGAGGACUGUGGAGGACGGGUCGGGAGACGUGGUGCUGGUGUUUGAGGAUGGCACGGAGGCGCGGCACGAUGCUGUUAUUGGGUGCGAUGGAAUCAAGGCGACGACGCGGCGGUGGUUGCUUGGCGAAGACGACCCAGCGGCUAAGGCGGUGUUCUCGGGCAAAUACGCCUAUCGAGGGCUUAUACCGAGUGAAGAGGCGACGGCGAUGUUGGGCGACGAGGUCGCCGGCAAUAGCUCGUUCUUCUACGGAUAUCACGGGCAUCUGCUCACUUUUCCGAUCGAGCAGGGGAAGACGAUGAAUGUGGUCGCAUUCAGCUCGUGCAAGGAGUGGAAACACGAUCAAUGGGUCAUCCGCACUUCGAAGGAAGACAUGGUUGCGGACUUUGCGGAGUGGGGAUCCCAUGUACAGAAGAUCGUCCACGCGAUGCAGAAACCAGACAUCUGGGCGCUCUUCUACCACCUCCCAUGCCACACGUACUACAAGGGCAGGGUGUGUUUGUUGGGCGACGCAGCACACGCCUCAACACCGCACCAAGGCGCGGGGGCAGGUGCAUGUAUCGAGGACUCGCUAUUCAUGUCGGAGCUGCUGAAGGAAGUCGAAACGAAGAAGGACAUCGAACGGGCGUUCAAAGCAUUCGAUGAGGUGCGCCGCCCGCGAACGCAGAACAUCGUCAAGACGAGCGAGGAGGCAGGCAGGCUUUACGAGUUUGAGCUCGAAGGAGACGACCUUGAUAAGAUCGAGGCGAACCAGACGCAGAGACAGCGCUGGAUAUGGGACAUCGACUUGGACGCGGAGCUCGCCAAGGCAAGGGAUAUAUACCACAAGACACACACAGGCGCAUAGACGCACCCCAGCAUACCAUAUCAUAUCAUACCAUGUCCACUUAGUCAAUCACAUCGUCCCUCAGCUCGAA